Messenger RNA from Dreissena polymorpha, 2853 nucleotides. RefSeq names its product lysosomal protective protein-like. The transcript has 13 exons. Gene Ontology annotation, molecular function: serine-type carboxypeptidase activity. NCBI's taxonomy places the organism in Eukaryota, Metazoa, Mollusca, Bivalvia, Myida, Dreissenidae. Gene Ontology annotation, biological process: proteolysis. The coding region runs from base 200 to 1690 and encodes 496 amino acids. The record is from RefSeq and is a predicted model, not a curated record.
UACGCUUUAGCAAGUCAUGUGACUCACAUGUGCCGACUAAUUUCAGAACAUGACGCAAGGCAUUUAUCGUCUGAUCAGGCAGAUAUAAAUGCCAAACAAACUCUUGAAAACUGUAUAAAUAAAAAACAAUUAGAAUUAUUAUACUCGAUACAUAGCUACAAUAGCAACUUGUCAGUGUAUUUUGCGGUGGAUUAAUUGUAUGUUUGAUUUCAACGUUAUUAUAAUUGUACUGUAUAGUGUAUACAAGUUAUUGAGGAUGUCAUCCAGCCUGCUACUGAUGUUGCCACUAUUAGGCUUACUAAGCUUAAGUGUGUCUGCUGCACCACAGAAUGACCUUGUGGUGACCUUGCCUGGGCUUGACAAGCAGCCGCCAUGGAAACACUACUCAGGGUAUCUGAAGGCAUCUGGUACCAAGCAGCUGCAUUACUGGUUUAUAGAAUCCGCCAACAAGCCGUCGUCAGACCCACUGGUUCUGUGGAUGAACGGUGGACCUGGCUGCAGUUCUGACCUUGGCCUACUCACCGAACAUGGGCCUUUCAGGAUUUCAAAGACUGGUGGUGGAGUUUCCAUCAACAAGUAUAGCUGGAACAAUGUUGCCAACAUGCUGUAUCUGGAGGCACCGGCUGGUGUGGGGUAUUCAUUCUCAGAGGACAAGAACUAUACAACCAACGACGAUGAGGUCGCAAAUGACAACUACCUGGCUUUGACCUCAUUCUUCAGCAAGUUCCCAGAGUACAAAUCAAACGCAUUCUUCAUCACAGGAGAGAGUUACGCGGGCAUCUAUGUGCCCACCCUUUCUGCAAAGGUCCUGCAAGACCCCAGCAUGAACUUCAAGGGAAUGGCCAUUGGCAAUGGAAUCUCUAAUUUCACCACCAAUGAUAAUUCGCUGCUGUAUUUCGGGUACUACCAUGGACUCAUUGGUGAAGAUCUAUGGAACAAGAUGUUGAGUGACUGCUGCCCAGGCCAGUCGGUCCGCCAGUGCCACUUUGUGAACGGCUACACAUCUAAUGGCGCUUGCUCAGAUGUUGUUGGACAGGCUCUGGAUCAGAUCUCGGGAACUGGCCUUAAUGAGUACAACCUGUACGCCCCUUGUGAAGUGCCCACAUUUGGUGGUUAUAUUUACAACAACGACUCUUUUGUCUACAGUCUGCCAAGCCUCUCGCAUCAGAAUCACCCAAUGAUAAUUGAGAAAUUGAAUCAACUCAAGUUACGUAAGCAGUUUGAGGAGUCAGUGAGGAUCACACCACCGUGCCUAGACUACGGAUACGUGAUUAGUUACAUGAACACGGAGGAGGUGCGCGCAGCACUCCAUAUCUCACCAUUCGCCCAGGACUGGGAUGUGUGCAGUGAUGAUGUUGGAGGCAGCUAUGUGACGCUGUACAGAGAUGUGACCCAAUUUUAUCAAAAGGUUUUAGCAGCAGGGAAAACCGUGUUAGUGUACAAUGGUGAUGUGGACAUGGCGUGUAACUUCCUUGGAGACGAAUGGUUUGUGGAGGACCUGGGCUUACCUGUAGUGAAGCAGCGCGGUCCCUGGUACGUGAAGGAUGCCUCUGGACAGAGACAGGUGGCAGGCUUCACCAAGCAGUUCAAACAACUCACUCUCACCACUAUACGGGGUGCAGGUCACAUGGUGCCACAAGACGCCCCUCAGGCGGCCCUGGAGAUGUUCAGUAGCUUCCUUUAUCAGUAGACGCCAUACAGGGACUGUGGAAUAGUCAGCAUUUGUUACCAUGGAAACAGAAAUGUGAAACCUCAGGUGACAAGUUCAGGAAAUGUUGAACAGUCAACGAUGGUUUUCAUAGAAACAAUCUGUAAUAUAUAAUUGAAAGCUGUAGAGGAAAUGUGAAACAUCCAGCAUUUGUUAAAAUGGAAGCAAAAAUGUACAUUAUCAGUAACUCAAUCCAGGAGAUGUCAUACAAGAACUGUUGAAUAUUCAGCUUUUGUUGAUAUGGUAACAAGGAUGAUAAAGAUAAAAAAUGUCUAAUCAUUUGGUGGCCAAAAUAAAACACAUUAGUACCGGUAAUUAGUACAUCUGCCAGUUGAUGCACAGGAAAUGUUGAAUGUUGUUUGUUAGCUUGUGUGAUCUGUGAUCGAUCAACUUCAUUUCCCAUUAUUUAUUCAUUUUAGACUGUUUAGUAUUGUUCUUUAUUUUUUCUAUUGGUAUUGAAUUAUACACAUGCAUUGCCAUAUCAUUGAUUAUGUGGUAUUGUUUUCCAGAAAUCCACAAUAAAAUUAGUCUACAUUAGCUUUUGUAUACAUGAAAAACUAUACAGAGAAUACUAUGUUAGUGUGAUUGUGUACUUAAAUUUAUCCACGAAUGAAGAAAGGUUUACAUGGCGAGGCUUGCUUAAAUUAAAUGUAUUCAUUUUAGAAAAAUUCACCGUUCCAUAUAACAUGUGUAUAUAUUGCAUUAGCAGAAAACAUAAUUCUUUGCAAUAUAUAUGGUUUUGUUUCUAUAUUUAUUAUUAAACAAACUUGUUUACAAAUGUUUAGCAAAUUGUUUUAAGAAAUAAAUUGUGUCCCUUACUCUCAUAGUAUUGGUCCUCCUCAUUGUAUUGUGCCUUUAACGAAAAACCUUCAAGAAGUGCUGGAAAGUUAAUGUUGUUUCAAUUUUUAAAAGUGGUAAUUUAUUUGAAGGUUAUCCAUGACUAUUAUGAUGAUCAUUCUCAUAAUUCCAGUGUUCGUUGAAAAGAAGGCUAUGUUUAUUCCAGGGUGAUGCUAUGGUUUUUUAUUACGUAACACACAAUUUUGUUAGUUUGUUUAUGGAUUAAUAGUGGCUAUAUCAAAUGUUUUAUAUGCCGCUUAUUUUUGAAUAAAAUGUAACACUAUUUAAAUAAAACAACUUGAGCAAGA